Crotalus tigris (Tiger rattlesnake) is the source of this 3518-nucleotide messenger RNA. RefSeq names its product propionyl-CoA carboxylase subunit alpha (gene PCCA). The coding region runs from base 45 to 2225 and encodes 726 amino acids. Gene Ontology annotation, molecular function: ATP binding; propionyl-CoA carboxylase activity; metal ion binding. Gene Ontology annotation, cellular component: mitochondrion. The transcript has 24 exons. The record is from RefSeq and is a predicted model, not a curated record. Lineage: Eukaryota; Metazoa; Chordata; Lepidosauria; Squamata; Viperidae.
GUGAAAGGGCGGCCUAGACGCUGAGGACAGAAGCCCAGCCUAGCAUGAUGGCGGCGGCGGCGGCCUCUCUGUGGCGUGGGAGCGCUUGGCAGCAGUGGCGGUACAGGAUUCUGGAGCGGUUCUCCGUGUCGCAAACGAAUAUUGUACAGGUCGCAGGAUAUAGAUGGUGCCUUAUCACUUCUCGUGGCUUUCACUCAACAGUUUAUAAUCCAAAUGAAAAGACCUUUGACAAAAUUCUUAUUGCAAACAGAGGAGAAAUUGUCUGUAGGGUAAUUAAAACAUGCAAGAAGAUGGGAAUUAAAACAGUUGCCAUACACAGUGAUGUGGAUUCAAAUGCUGUCCAUGUGAAAAUGGCCGAUGAAGCAGUCUGUGUUGGCCCAGCUCCCACUAGUAAAAGCUACCUCAACAUGGAUGCUAUCAUGGAAGCCAUUAAAAAAACGCAGGCCCAAGCUGUUCAUCCAGGAUAUGGAUUCCUUUCAGAAAAUAAAGAAUUUUCCAAGCGUUUGGCAUCAGAAGGUGUUGUUUUCAUCGGACCAGAUAUGCAUGCCAUUCAAGCAAUGGGAGACAAGAUAGAAAGCAAACUGUUAGCCAAGAAUGCAAAGGUCAACACUAUACCAGGUUACGAUGGGGUGAUAAAGGAUGCAGAUGAAGCUGUCCGAAUUGCAAGGGAAAUUGGCUACCCUGUGAUGAUCAAGGCUUCGGCAGGUGGUGGUGGAAAAGGCAUGAGAGUUGCAUGGAGUGAUGAAGAAGCCAGGGAAGGUUUCAGGUUUUCAUCUCAAGAAGCUGCUUCAAGUUUUGGUGAUGAACGGUUAUUAAUAGAAAAAUUUAUUGAUAAUCCUCGCCACAUAGAAAUUCAGAUAUUGGCUGACAAACAUGACAAUGCAUUAUGGCUGAAUGAAAGGGAAUGUUCAAUUCAGAGAAGAAACCAGAAAGUUAUUGAAGAGGCACCAAGCACCUUCUUGGAUCCUGGAACACGUAAAGCUAUGGGAGAACAGGCUGUAGCUCUUGCUAGAGCUGUAAAAUACUCAUCGGUGGGAACAGUGGAAUUCCUUGUGGAUUCAAACAAAAAUUUCUAUUUCUUGGAAAUGAAUACCAGACUGCAGGUUGAACAUCCCAUCACAGAAUGCAUUACCGGUUUGGAUCUAGUCCAAGAAAUGAUCCGUGUUGCUAAGGGAUACCCUCUCAGGCACAAGCAGGCUGAUAUCCCCAUCAACGGCUGGGCAGUUGAAUGUCGAGUGUAUGCGGAGGACCCUUACAAAUCUUUUGGUCUGCCCUCUAUUGGUAGAUUGUCUCAGUACGAAGAGCCCCUGCAGGUCCCAAAUGUUCGUGUUGACAGUGGCAUACAGCAAGGAAGUGAAAUCAGUAUUUAUUAUGAUCCCAUGAUUUCAAAACUAAUCACCUAUGGAUCCAACAGAAAUGAAGCUUUGCAAAGAAUGGAAGAAGCCUUGGAUAAUUAUGUUAUAAGAGGUGUUACUCAUAAUAUAGCAUUGCUACGUGAGGUAAUAAAGCAUCCACGCUUUAUCCAGGGAGACAUCAGCACGAAGUUUCUUCCUGAGGUGUAUACCGAAGGCUUCAAAGGGCACAGAUUGAAAGACUCAGAAAAAAUGGAACUACUAGUAAUAGCAGUAUCUCUUUAUAUGGCUGAACGACUUAGAUCACAGAGUUUUCUGGGAGUUCCAAGGAUUUCCCUUGCCAAACCUAAUACAAAAAACUGGGAAUUAUGUGUCCAGCUUGGAGACACAACUCAUUCAGUUGUAGCUUCUUGUCAAGAAUCCAUUUUCUUCGUGGAAGUCAAUGGGAGAAAAUUUUGUGUGACCGGUGAAUGGAAUUUGGCUUCAGCAGUGUUAUCUCUUCAAGUGGAUAAUGUCCAGAGAACUGUCCAGUGGCUUUCUCGAGAUGCUGAUGGAAAUCUUAGUAUUCAGUUUCUUGGAACAGUGUACAAAUUGCGUGUAUUGACCAAACUUGCUGCAGAACUGAGCAAAUACAUGCAAGAAAAAGUUACGAAGGAUACCACAUCUAUCAUAAGAGCCCCAAUGCCUGGAGUAGUAGUGGCAAUAUCCAUAAAACCUGGUGAUACGGUUGCAGUUGGUCAAGAAAUUUGUGCGAUUGAAGCUAUGAAAAUGCAGAACAGUUUGCCUGCUGGUAAAACUGGCAAGGUGAAAGCAGUAUACUGCAAAAUUGGUGAUACUGUUGCGGAAGGAGAUAAACUUGCAGAAUUGGAAUAAAUAAUUUCUUUCUAAAGUUAUAACAGUCGGAGCUGCCUAUUUUAUGGUCAACCAGAAAUUAAAAUGAAUGUUUAUGAAAGCAAAAGAGUUAUGUAAACUCAACUAUUGCUAUACCUUUUUACAAACAACAGAACAAAAAUGCAUUUAGUUGAUUUAGGUCAUCUUUCAUAAUUUAAAUUAACAUUUUCCUGAAACUCCCCUUCACUCCAUUAUAAAUAUUUGUAUAUAUGAAAUUUGUAAUUCUUUUCAUUAAAUCUAUUUACAUGGAUAAAAUUAAUACAAUCAACAUUUUGGCAUAUAAACUAUGUGUAAUGUUUAAAGUUUUUAAGAUUGUGUGUGUGUGUGUGGAUGUGUGUGCAUAUAUAUGAGAUUGAAAAUAUUUUCUCAGAGCAACUUUUAUGUUUGACUAUAGAACAACAGUUGUUGGCAUUAUGAGACUAGCUGAGAGGCCUUCCCUUCAGUCCAAGAAAAGACAAAAUUGAGCUAUUUUGACACCUUUCAAAUGUUAUCAGAUUCAUAUACAGAGAUGAAGAAUGCAGAUGAAAUUUUUGAUCAAGUAGCUUAUCAGAGAGCUAUUAAGGUAGCAGAUGUAAAGUACAAAGAGUCAAGUUGCAGUUAAUCAGAUUUAUUGCUUAUACACACACACACACACACACACACACACAGGAAUCUAAUCAAUUAACAUCAUCACUAAAUUGGCAGUAGAUAAGAAUUAAGGGAAUGCCAGAUACUGAUUAUUCUGUCCGAUGUUGUGAAUUGCCCAAUCUCCACCAGUCCUGUAAACUGUUCAAAGUAAUUUUUUUCUAUGAACAAUCCCUUUUUAUUGAAAUCAAAGUGCUUAAUCUGAAUGGACGGACUGAGCUUAAUCUAUUUUUUGCUGACUGAAAAACCUGUACAGGAAGGAAGACACGUGAAAUGAGCUUUCUUAUUUCUGGAUUGUAAUUUGGGAGAGAGAAAAAAAAAAGAAAAAAAAAAAGGAAAAUAAGUGAUUAAAAAAAUACAAAAAGAAAAAAAACCUUUAACUAGUGUUAAAACCAGAUAUGUUUACUAAACAUGUUAAUCUAUUAUUUUAACCUAGACGUAACCUUUCAUUUUAAAGGUUUUCAACAAUUAAGUUGUUCUCUAGUUUUACCUUUCAACUAUUUUGCUAGUUUUUUUCUCUUGCAAACAUGCGUAAAAAGGGAAAGAGAUCACAAAUGCAAAUAAUUUGGUAUUUUGUAAUUUGAGUCUUGAAUUGUUCUGUAGUGUUAAGCAAAGUUUAUUCUUGCUUGAUACUAAAUAAACUUUUGAAAG